Molecule: messenger RNA, 4164 nt
Organism: Grus americana (Whooping crane)
Lineage: Eukaryota; Metazoa; Chordata; Aves; Gruiformes; Gruidae
Gene: SLC13A4
Product: solute carrier family 13 member 4
Exons: 16
Coding region: 1-1902 (633 amino acids)
Biological process (GO): monoatomic anion transmembrane transport
Cellular component (GO): membrane
Molecular function (GO): transmembrane transporter activity
Source: RefSeq, a predicted model, not a curated record
AUGGCAAUGAUGAAGGAGAUUCUCCGAUCCAGAAAUCUCCUGCUUGUUGUUCUCAUUCCGCUUCUGCUGCUUCCUCUGCCACUAUUAUACCCCAGCAGUGAAGCCUCGUGUGCCUACGUGCUGAUCGUGACGGCUGUAUAUUGGGUCUCUGAAGCGGUACCUCUUGGUGCAGCAGCCUUAGUUCCUGCUUUCCUAUACCCGCUUUUUGGAGUCAUGAAGUCCAGUGAGGUGGCUGCUGAAUAUUUCAAGAACACAACUUUGCUCCUCAUGGGUGUGAUUUGUGUGGCAUCUUCUGUGGAAAAGUGGAAUCUCCACAAGCGAAUUGCCCUGCGCAUGGUCAUGAUGGCCGGAGCAAAGCCAGGCAUGCUGCUUCUUUGCUUUAUGUGUUGCACCACGGUGCUCUCCAUGUGGCUUUCCAACACAUCCACCACAGCCAUGGUGAUGCCAAUCGUGGAGGCAGUGCUCCAGGAGCUAGUGAAUGCUGAGGAGGAGCGCGAGGUCAUCAGUACUGCAGGCAGCACCAUUAUUGAAGAAAACGAGCCAAUAGGUCUCAGCGAAAAGCAUGGCCAAACUUCACUGGAGCUUAUCUUCAUCAAUGAGGAUGCUACUACUACUGACUUCAGCUCCUUGAUGCACUCAAAGAGUAUGAAUGGUGUGCACAUGAUAGCCAACCCUCUUGGAAGAAUGAAUUCUAAGAGCAAUGGGCAGCACCUACCUCAGGCUCAGAUACUGGUCCUGCCUCCUAAGCCCUCAGAACUGGGCCUGAGCACUAAGUACCGGUAUCAGACCAGACAUGACCACAUGGUCUGUAAAUGCCUCUCACUGAGCAUCUCCUAUGCGGCAACCAUUGGAGGACUGACAACCAUCAUUGGCACCUCCACUAGCCUCAUAUUCUUAGAGCACUUCAACAACCACUACCCAAAUGCUGAAGUGGUGAAUUUUGGAACCUGGUUUUUGUUCAGUUUCCCCAUCUCCCUCAUCAUGUUGGUCCUGACUUGGUUCUGGAUGCAUUGGCUGUUCUUGGGUUGCAAUUUUAAAGAGACAUGUUCUGUGAGCAAGAAGAUGAAGACCAAACGGGAAGAAAUGUCAGAGAGAAGAAUUCAAGAAGAAUACAAGAAACUGGGAAACGUUAGCUAUCCUGAGAUGGUGACUGGAUUUUUCUUCAUUCUGAUGACCUUGCUUUGGUUUACUCGUGAGCCUGGCUUUGUACCAGGAUGGUCAUCUUUUUUUGAGAAGAAAGGUUACCGGACUGAUGCCACUGUCUCUGUAUUUCUUGGGUUUCUCCUUUUCCUCAUUCCAGCAAAAAAGCCAUGUUUUGGAAAAAGGGAAAAAGGAGAUGGUGAAAAGUCAACAGACAUUAACACACUGGAUCCCAUCAUUACCUGGAAGGACUUCCAGAAGACCAUGCCCUGGGAGAUUGUAGUGUUGGUCGGAGGAGGUUAUGCCUUAGCAGCUGGAUGCAAGACCUCUGGCCUUUCUACAUGGAUCGGACGCCAAAUGCUCUCCCUGAGCAGCCUUCCCUACUGGGCUGUAACUCUGCUGGCCUGCAUUUUGGUGUCCCUGGUAACAGAGUUUGUUAGUAAUCCAGCAACCAUAACCAUCUUUCUGCCUAUUUUAUGCAGCAUGUCAGAAACUCUGCUUAUCAACCCUUUAUACACCCUGAUUCCUGUCACCAUGUGUAUCUCAUUUGCGGUGAUGCUGCCAGUGGGUAAUCCUCCAAAUGCCAUUGUCUUCAGUUAUGGGCACUGCCAGAUUAAAGAUAUGGUGAAAGCUGGCCUAGGUGUAAACCUGAUUGGCCUGGCUGUUGUCAUGGUGGCAAUCAACACUUGGGGAAUUAGACUCUUCCAGCUGAAUACUUUUCCAGAAUGGGCAGCAGUCGGCAACGUCACUAGCCAAACAUAACCUCCAAUGAAAAAAAAAAAAGAAUAAAAAAGAAAAAAAAAAAAGAAAAAAGUGCAAGACCAAAGCGAGUUGGGACAAAAUAUUAAAUGUACAUUGCACAUACGAAAGACAGGAGAAAACUUGUGUAUACAUAGAACCAGGAUCCAUAGCAAAACCAUGAAGAAAAUCCACAGGGAGGUCUUCUGCGCAAACUUUUCAGUUCUGAAAAUCAGUGUGAGUUAAAAGGCGAGAUUAGCUUUGCUCUAUUGUUGCUUUCCCUGUGACACCAUAACUCUGAAACAGAUCUCUCUUCCAAAUUCUCUGCCUAUGGCUUUUUCAUGCCCUAGAACAAUUACGUAGGACUUGUAAAACAGGGGAUAUAGGACUCCAAUGACAGAAGACAAGUAUACAUACGCUGAUGUACGCAGUAGUAGGAUAUUCGGUCCUAUUAUUGACUCCUACAAUGAAUGAAGGGUGAGUCUUACUCCCAAACCCAGAGUUUUAUAUGCCUAUUUGUUUUAAAGGCAAAUUAUUAUUAUUCUUUUGAGAUGACUCAUCACUGUGUUGGAUAAAAACACUUUCCCACCUAACCCAUAUGGCCUGGACAGAAAUACAGCUGCCAAACACCAGCUACAGCACUUCAAAGGGAUAACAGAAACCACCAAAUGGAUUGGAAGGAGAAGUCUCCUGGGAAGCAGAGUGUUUGUUUUCCACAGCACUAGUAUAAAGUUUCCAAUACUGCAGUACUGGCAAUCUCUGCUUUGGAAGGAAGAGCUUCAGAAACAGAAAGUUUUGUUCAAUACCUUCUUUCCUUAUCAGUGUACUGCAGUGGGAGCUUUUUCGGCAGGGGAAGCUGUGACCAGCAAAACCUUACCAGGCCAACAUGCCCAUUACUGUCCUCUUUCUUUGGCUGCUGUUUAGAUAGUUACACAGUUAUGAUUACCCUGACAGAAAGUACAAUCUCAUCCAAGAUGGCACUCAGCGCUGCUCCAUGAGUAAGAAUGGAGGAGGCUGAGGUGGAGUGGUGCUGGUGUAUCUCCUCAUCGUACGCAUUCACUUUAACAUCACACCCACCUGCUCUCUAGCAGCCCAGGAAACCGUGACAUAGACUGGAUAACUAUCAAACCAAAAGGCCAAUCUCUUUAUCGAAUGCCCUGCUUUUCUGACUGGAUCCCUGUGAUACUCAGUAAACCUUGUCUUGUAUUAUGUCCUGGUUUUAAUCAUUUCUUUAAUGUCAAUGCAUUUAAGAUGUAUAUUAGGAUGAUUGGAUCUCAUGUAAUCACAUUCUUUAUAUAUAUACUUUAAUGAUUUUUUAUGCUUCCCACUUAUAAUCUGAGCUCUCUGAAUGUUAGUAGGAAUGUCUAUUCUGCAAAAAUAAUAUGUCAAUAAAAUAAAUUAUUCACUACUGCAUAUUCUUGUGCUCAGUGAGAAUAUAAAUAGGAUAUAUUUCACCUCGUAACCCACCAAGCCCUUAGGGAUGUAGUGUUGAGACAGCAGAAGGUGUUGGUUUACUGCUUCUGUCAAAACAGAGGGAUACCACAGACUUGUCUUGGAAAUAAACAGAUACAGUAAGAGGUCAUAGGUUGGUAGAGGGGGAGCAGAAUGGGAAAAUCACAAAAGCAUAUUUUAGCCCUUGUACCAAAACCAGGAGGCAGCAUCCUUUAGCAAAACAAUUGCUAUUUAUAGUCAUUCCUGUAAAGUUGGUUUUGAAAAACAAAGUGUUUCUGUGAAUCAGUGGCUCAGUGCAUCCCCAUGGCCUCCUAAUCCACGAAACAAGACCUCAGCUUCACUUUUUCAACUCCUCUCACCUCCCCAAUUCCUGUGUUCCCCCUAUCCUGAGCUUGCUGCUCUGCUGCACCCCAGCAUACAAACCCCAUGCCUGCCUCUGGGAUCCAGAUCCUCCUCACCACUCCAGCUCUCCUCCCUGGGUGUCUUCCUGCUCCCCAGCCAGCGGCUGCUGCUGCGCACAGACCCCGACACGGUGCUCAGAGCAGAGGCGCCCCGGCCUCCCUCCCGGCACGAGCUGCAGUCCCCCGGCAAGCUGCACCCAGCACGGCAGCCGCUGAAGCAGGAGAGAGAGGCCGCAACCAACGUCCGUCCACUAACACGGGCAACUUUCUCCAGAACAUGCACUUCUGUGGGUGGGGGUGUCUGCAGUGCCCAGGGUCCUGUCCCCACGCACAGCAAGCAGGACUUCUCUUUGUUCUCAGUCCCCAAAGUUACUUUCAACCAUUCUCCUCCUGGCAAGAAACUCUCCUUUCGGCGUGGUCUCUUCCCAAGGCU